Messenger RNA from Magnolia sinica, 3508 nucleotides. Its product is annotated as probable sugar phosphate/phosphate translocator At1g12500. Gene Ontology annotation, molecular function: antiporter activity. Bases 16 to 1296 code for a protein of 426 amino acids. The transcript has 2 exons. Gene Ontology annotation, cellular component: Golgi apparatus. Lineage: Eukaryota; Viridiplantae; Streptophyta; Magnoliopsida; Magnoliales; Magnoliaceae. The record is from RefSeq and is a predicted model, not a curated record.
GACAAAGCAAUAUCCAUGCUCUUGGCACCACCGAAUCUAAUCAUCCACACCAUCCGACGGCCAAUCCCUCCUUAUCAUAUCCCCGCAUCUAAAUCCAGACCGUCGAAUAAGAUCUACCCUAACCCGUACGCCAUCCAUCCAUCCAUCUCCCUUUUUAACAAAACAAACAAACCUUCCAUCGUUCUCCUUCUCCCUCCCCUUCAGGCUUCAGAUCCAAAAGCCCCGCGCCAUCCACCACCGUCACGAGCGAUGGUAGAAGGUCACGCGCAGACAUGGACGACGCGGCGCGGCAGUAACCCUAGGCUCGAAGCGGAGCAGCUGAUCGACAUCCCUGCAACGCCGACGAGCGAGGUCCGCAACAACAACAGCAUCAACGGCAUCCUUUCCCCCAACCUCACAACGGCUGUGAUCAUCGCAUCCUGGUAUCUAUCCAACAUAGGCGUCCUCCUCCUCAACAAAUACCUCCUCAGCAUCUACGGCUAUCGUUACCCCAUCUUCCUCACUCUCCUCCACAUGCUAUCGUGCGCACUCUACAGCAUCCUAGCCAUCCAUUGGCUGGAGCUGGUCCCUUACCAGCCCAUUGUCUCCCGACGCCAGUUCUUCAAGAUCGCGGCUCUCAGCGCAAUCUUCUGCUUUUCGGUGGUCUGCGGGAACACCUCGUUACGGUACCUUCCAGUCUCGUUCAACCAGAUGAUCGGCGCCACGACGCCCUUCUUCACCGCCAUCUUCGCCUUUAUCAUCACCUGCAAGAAGGAAUCGCGCGAGGUCUACCUGACGCUGGUGCCGGUGGUGCUGGGGAUCGUGCUCGCGAGCAACAGCGAGCCCCUGUUCCACCUCUUUGGAUUCCUGGUCUGCGUCGGAUCGACGGCCGGGCGCGCCCUGAAGUCUGUGGUGCAGGGGAUCCUGCUGACGUCGGAGGGGGAGCGGCUGCAUUCGAUGAAUCUGCUCAUGUACAUGGCACCGAUGGCAGCGGUGAUAUUGCUGCCAUUCUCUCUCUACGUUGAAGGGAAUGUGGCAUCGGUGACGGUGAGGAAAGCGAGGGAGGAUUCGUUCAUCUUGUUCUUGCUGGUGGGGAAUGCUACGGUAGCGUAUUUGGUGAAUUUGACGAAUUUCCUAGUGACGAAGCAUACAAGCGCCCUGACGCUGCAGGUGCUUGGGAAUGCCAAGGCCGCAGUUGCUGCGGUCGUGUCUGUGCUGAUUUUCAGAAAUCCGGUGACGGUGAUGGGAAUGACGGGGUUUGGGGUGACGAUCAUGGGCGUUGUGCUUUACAGCGAAGCGAAGAAGAGAUCGCAUUAGCUUUUUCCGCCAUUUACAAAGGUGGCAUUGUAAUGGUGGCUAAGGUGGUGGUGUAGAGAUGGGGGUGGUGUACAGUGGGGGCAUGGAGAUAGAGAUGGUGUAGAGAGUGGUGGAAGUACGGAGAUAAAGCCUGGUGGCAGGAUAGAGGCAGAGACUAAAGGUGGCUAAGGGCUAUGAGAGGGCAGGUGAAACUCAUUUUGGAAUGUGGGACUCUCUUUUAAAUGAGAGAAGGAAGCUUAUUUAUAAAAAUGUCAGUAAUUGGGUAUUUAAGAAAGUGGUGAUGUGGACAAUGGAAAAGAAUUUAUGAUGUAAUAAUUCAAAAUUUUAAAUGGAAAAAAAAUAUAUCAAUAAAAGAAAAAAGAAAAAAGUUGCUUUAUGGAGGAAAGAUGUUGUAAUGACUUGAUACAGGCCAUAGGUACCGAACUCCCAUAUGACUAAUGAAAUCUUUCUUCGGCAGAACGUAUUGGUCACAUGUGCAAGGCACGUGCGUGGCUGCAGGGAUCAAGUCCCCACCUUCUCCUCUGGACUCACUGUGGAUUGGACUGAUGGGUUAGGUGGAUCCUAAGGUUUGGUUAGGGAGAGCUGGGAGUGAGACUGUAGGUCUCAUGAUCAGGCCUGAUUGAACAGCCUGUCGACUUCAAGUUAGGUGGGUUGUCUAUGAAGUAUGAGUACAUUGUUAUGAACCACCACACCUUACCAGAGGUAUUUUUUAAGCUAUUUGAUACUCCUAGAGACUGUAAUGAUCGAUAUGCCUACAACCAAAAAAAAGAAAUGCUCAUAUGAUUUGUGCGAAUUGCCCAUUAGGGGGCACACUCAUUGGAUCACAUGGGGGAGAAUCACUUUUGAGAACAGUUGAGGAGCUGCAUCCAGGUGGGAGAGUUUAAUAGGGUUUCAUGCAACAAAGAGCUAUAUGGGACCCUUCGAUUUGUCUAUGUGAAACCCACUCCUUUCAACAGUUGCGACAACUCAUUUUAGGAAAUGAGCUAAAAAAUUAGGCAGAUUAAAAACUAACGUGGGACGCACCACAAAAAAAGUGGGGUGGGGAAGUUGACGAUUUAAAGAUUUUUUUGGGGGGUUCACAAAAGUUUUAGAUUAGGUGAUAUUUGAUUCUCACUUUCACUGUGGUCUGGUUCGCCUUAUGAAUGGGUUGGACGGCAUAUAAACAGUGUGUCGGGUCCUAAGAAGGUUUCAUUGGUCAGCAUUCCUGUUCUCACUUUUUCUUUGAUGAUGUGGCUCACUUGGGUUUUGGAUCUCCCUGACUUUUAGGCGAAAGCUUGAACAUGACAUGGAGUAGCUAAAGGACGGAGCGGAUGUCACCUAGACAUCACAAUAGGCCCCACUGAGCUAUUUUUGCUUCAUGGGCUCCCUACAACGCUCUGUCCUGAUGAAAACGGAUGUUUUUCUCCUAAAGCAAAUCAUGGGACAUGGCGCAACGGGCCACAAUUCACCAUUAAGGGAUGAUUUGCACAAUUCACGUAGUGUUCCACUUGGGAAGUUGUAGAAGUGGCAUAAAUGCUACACAAAUUGAACUGUUCAAAUAAUGGGACCUACUGUAGAUUGGUUAAUCCCAAAAUCAGAUUGAUUGAAUGAUAUCAAUCUCUGAUUAAUAGCCAUUUCUUUGUUAAAUUGGGAGUCUACCAUUUUUUUUUUUCAGUUUAGCUGUCUAUUAGAUGUCCACCACCAUCAUUGUUAGCACUUUGGUCGGUGCAAGUUCCAUUUUAUGACCCAUCUAAGGUGGCCCCCAUGAUUUUGAUGAUUUGAUUGGAGGAGUUACAUUUGGACCCCCUUCGUAAUUUUUUAAUGUGCAUGUGUAUGAAACCAUCUACACUGAAGGAGGAAGAAGAACCAUCUACACCACCAGACUAUCAACUUGGAGAAAUGAUCACCCUGGGCAGAAAUGUGGAUAGUCCAUUCAUUAGGCGGGCUACCCCAUUGCAAUCUGAUGGUCUGACUCAAUGUAAGUGUGUGGCUCACCUGAUGGGUGAUUAUUCCAUUUUUUUCAUGCCAGGUGACCUUCAUGGUAUGGUCUGCCCAUCUUACGGCCCUGGAUGUUCCACUGAAGUGAGAUAUAAGCUGAAAAUAAAACGUUGUAUACUCGACAUAAAAAGUUGCAUGUGAACAUUCUCCAUCAAAAUCUAUCUCUUAUACACAUUUGGUGUAUUGUUUGAUGCAGUUGGAAGAUUUUUUGGGGGCAUUUUGGGAGAUGAAAAGG